AUGAGGGCCCGUUAUCUUCGAAAUCUCAUGUUUGCAAUCACAGGACCGGCGUUGAUUAACGUCCCAACUGGUUUUAGGACACCAGCCGAACCCUAUGUCACUGAUGUAUUUGAAAGAACUUUUACUUUCGGAGUUAACAUGUGUAAUGCAUGUGUAGAUUUACUUAAAUGGGGUGUCCUCCUGUGGCUACCUUUUGCGAUCCCUAACCGAGUCGCACGCCUAAUGAAUCCGUCUUAUAAGCGGUGGCUUCUUGCAAAAACCAUCGGAAUUCGAUUGGUUUAUCCUGGGUGCUUAGGCUUGUUCAAUUCAUGGGCCCUGGAACCACGAAUGAAGGCCCUGGAAUCUUUGCGAGCUACGGUGAUCUGUUGCGAAGGGAAUGUGGGAUUUGCUGAGAUUGGGAUCGUGAGCACUCCGUUGACCGCAGGCUAUUCUGUCCUUGCAUGGAAUCACCCCGGAUUCGGAAGCAGCUCGGGUCUGCCGUUUCCCGAGCACGAACUUAAUGCAAUGGAGGCGGUUGUGCUCUUUGCUACGCAGUAUUUGCACUUCGAGCUUCCGGACAUCCGCCUGUUCGGCUGGUCGAUUGGUGGCUUUCCUGCAACCUGGGCUGGAAUGCACUUUCCUAAUAUUGGGGGAUUGAUCCUGGACGCAACGUUCGAUACACUUGAUGAACUGAGCAAGAAUGCGUUGCCAUUUUUAAGGGAAUCAGUCCCGGUUGCUGUGGUUCGAAGAUACUUCGAUUUGAACAACCUCGCCCAGAUAACCGAGUAUCCCGGGCCUAUUUUGAUCAUGCGGCGAAGUCAUGAUGAGAUCAUCUCUACAAAUUCGACUGAACAAAUCCUAUCGAACCGCGGAAAUAAUUUAGUAGUUGGACUACUUAAGUACAGGUAUUUUCUUUCCCGUGAAUACAUGACUGCUAGCGAAACUUUUCCCAAUUAUUUUACACUGUCCCGUUUCAGAUUCCCACAUCUAUUUAAUGAUGACACAGAGGCGGUGCUCUGGAAGUAUCUCGCAAUGGAUAGAAGCGCGCAAGGCAUGUCUCGGUUAGGAGUUCUGAUAAUCAUUGUACUGUCCCUAGAAUCUUACCUGGCGAAACACGCCAUUGUGGACGACAUGAUAGGGCCCAUUUUGCAACGCGAGUUCCGCAAGGAGCUACUGGAUUUCGCUUGUACGGAGGACGAGGAGAUGCUCGGCCUCGUAACGGAAGUACACCGCUCCCUCCCCUUUCCUUCACACUUGGGUGAAAGUGGAAUCAGUGACGCCAUGAAGCGCUCUAUCCUCAUUUACUUGACAAGCAAGUAUUUCGUCGAAGUUAAAGGCACCCAUUGUACAUCCUUGGACUCGGAGGCUUUCCAAGAGCCCUGGUCUGAGCACCUCAUUCUCAGUCGCUCGCAAACUGUUAACACCGAUUCGGGUGCAACUGAUGAUGAAAACGCUGAUGACGUUGAGAAAGAAGAGGAAGGAAAUGGUUGGGAGAAGGUGGCUUGA
Messenger RNA from Mesocestoides corti, 1485 nucleotides. NCBI's taxonomy places the organism in Eukaryota, Metazoa, Platyhelminthes, Cestoda, Cyclophyllidea, Mesocestoididae. The record is from the annotation of a GenBank genome assembly.